AGAUCAUCAAUUGCCUAGCUCAAGUUUUGGGUCUCAGGACGUGCCGUGCCAUGGCAGCCAUGCACUGGCUUUGGCUUAUUUUCUUGAGUCUGCUUUUAAGCUCCUUUGUGAGCAAGGCAAGCGACGAGGUCGACCCGAACGAUGAGGAUGAGGAUGAGGAUGACUUCCCUGAGUCCGUCCAUGCAUUGACCGAAAGCACCUUCGAUAGCUUCCUCAAGGACAAAAGAGUCUUGGUGGAAUUCUAUGCGCCUUGGUGUGGACACUGUCAGAAGCUGGAGCCUGAGUACAACCAGGCGGCCGAUACGCUCCGCAUGGAAGGGGCGAAGACGGAACUGGCCAAGGUCGAUGCCACAGCUGAGACAGCCUUAGCAGAGAAGUAUCAGGUGAAGUCCUAUCCGACGCUGAAGUACUUCGUGAAUGGCGGCGAGCCUGUGGACUACGAGGGUGGCCGAGAUGCCUCGAGCAUCGCGGAGUGGCUGCGGAAGCGGGAGAAGCCUGCGGUUGAAGAGCUCAGUGACAGCCAGGUGGACGACUUCAUCGAGAAGAGCCUCAAGAGUGGCGCCUUUGCCGUGGUGGCUCACGUGAAGAAGAAGUCGGCACGUGCGAAGGCCCUCUACAAGGCCGCCGAGGCCCUGGUGGACUACAAGGCUUCGAAGCUGCGCUUGGCCGCUGUCUGGCUCCCGAAGACGGCCGACCCCAAGAAAGACGCGACGAUGGCCAUGUCCCGCCCGGAGAUGGAACCCCAAAAGCUGGACUUCACAGGAACUUGGACCGACGGUGCCAUUCGCAAGUGGGUCAAGCAGAGCACCUACGCACUGGUGGGGAGUGGCUUCAAGGUGGAGAAGUAUGGCACAGAGGCCUUGGAGGCAGUAGGCGCUAAGGGCUCUGUGGUGGGCAUCUACAGCGAGGAGGAUGCGACCAAGGUCAAGGAACUGCUGACGAAGACAGCGAGCAAAGAGUCCCAGUGGCGCUUCACGGCGCUGGCGCGCGGCGCGGUGGAAGAUCAGGACGUCUUGGGAGUGCGGGGGGACUCCAGCAUGAUCUCGGUGCUGCAUGGGGACAAGAAAUACGUGUUGCGGGAGAACCUCAGUGCCGAAGCCGUGGAAAAGCUGCUGGGCGAGAUCUUGGCCAAGAAGGCAAGACCCUACUACAAGAGCGCGACACGGACAGAGGAGUUGGAAGAUGGUGUGACCGUGUUAACUGGCGACACCUUUGAAGAGGUUGUGAUGAAUUCCAAGAAGGAUGUCUUUGUGGAAUUCUACGCCCCAUGGUGCGGACAUUGCAAAAAGCUCGCCCCGGUUUGGUCAGACUUAGCCAAGAAGGCAGAGAAGGAGGGCUUUGCGAAGAAGGGCGUGGUGAUUGCCAAGAUGGAUGUCACGGAAAAUGAAUGUGAGGAGCAGAUCAGUGGUUAUCCCACCUUGGUGCUCUACCCCGCUGUGAAGAAGGAGAAGAAGAUGCGACAGAAGUUGAUCUACUCGGGCGCGAGAGACUUUGAUCCACUCAUGGACUUCCUGGUGGAGAACUCUGUGAACUUGGAGGGUGUGGAGAUGGCGGGAUCCGUGGGGAAGCAAGCCUCACUGGUAGAGAGGGAGAGGGCCAGGGCCAAGAAGGCCAAAAAGGAGCUUUAGAACGCGCUCUUUGAUGCCGAGCUCCGCAAGUGGAGUGGAGAUCGGAAGACUGCGAGCUUGAGGAGUUCCUCCAAAGACUGCGAGCUUGAGCUCGGAAGAAACAGCCGAAGAAACAGCUGGAGGGAAGCCUUGGGGCUGGUAGAAAAUGCAUUGCCCUGAUUUGCCUAUUUGCAGAUGAAGGUGAGAUGCCAGUGGCUGCAGC
Durusdinium trenchii is the source of this 1830-nucleotide messenger RNA. The record is from the annotation of a GenBank genome assembly. Lineage: Eukaryota; Dinophyceae; Suessiales; Symbiodiniaceae.